Clonostachys byssicola is the source of this 2292-nucleotide messenger RNA. The record is from the annotation of a GenBank genome assembly. Lineage: Eukaryota; Fungi; Ascomycota; Sordariomycetes; Hypocreales; Bionectriaceae.
AUGGCCUCGAACGAACUGGAGUCGUUAUUCUUGUUCGCAUCAAAGUAUCCUCGGCUAAAUGAAAGCCUAUACGAGCGUUACCAGGAACUUCUUGAAGGCGGUCACGACCCAAAUGAGGAAUGGGACCAUGGUCGUGGUCCAAUCCGCUCGUCGCCAUUGUUCAGCGCAAUCAUGGACGAGAACGUCGAGUUGACAGCUCUCUUAUUGAAUUUUGGCGCAGAUGCAACUCGGCAUAAUAGAAGAGGGCGGAUGGCGCUUCAUGAAGCUAUCUCCCGUGCUCACAAGCCCAUUAUCGAGCUUCUCCUAGAGCGGGGAACGGAUCCAGAGGCACCGUUGAAGUCCGAGUGUCUCCAAGGUGGUACGGCUCUCCAUCUUGCAGUGAGCGCAGGCCAGGUGGAUAUAGUCCGAAGUCUUUUGAGUCAUCGUUGCAACCCCCAAAUAAGGUGCGAAACAGGUUGGACACCAGCGGACCUUGCCGUUCUGGAGCACCACACCGCAGUGCUCGAGGUGUUGCUAAGCGAGAUAAAUUUGCACAAUAUAUAUAUCCUGGAGAAGAACGAUCAAUGGCUCCUCAGCCCGGAUGAGAAGGCUCAUGACGAUUCAUCUCACCUUGCAUCCCACCUCCUAGAGCAUGGGGUCAGAGGAUCGACUCGAGACCACUAUGCCUAUUAUCGAUCAGGCCUAUCGCGUUCAUUAGAUCUAUUGAACCCCAACAUGACCACUUCUGACAUCGCAAAGGCCCUCAUAGAUCACAUGGAAGGCUUUCUGAGGCUAGGAGCAGGCGUCAACGGUCUCAUUACUUGGGCGAGAAACCGAUGCAAAGCGUGCGUCGAGUUUAACGGCCGAAAUGGGGAAGUUCUCUUCACUGCAUUCGAUCAUAGUCGUGAUCUUGCCACCUUAAAGGCAUCGUCUGAAAAUGGCUGUGACCUUUGUCAGUUACUCCUCGAGGCUUUAGACAGCCAUCGGUGUUCAUUGCAUCAAAUUGACAAACACUGGAUCGAGGAGCUUGGUGUCAAAUCUAAAGUACGACUGCUUCUCGAGAAUAAAGAAGUAGCACCAAGAUUUGGAAGCCACGGAUUGAUUGUCGUAUGUGGCGAGAAGAUAUCAUUUAUGGAUCUUAACCAUGUUCAAAAACAUAUUAAUAAGGCUGUCUCCCAGACUGCCCCCACCGACACCAUGACGACUGGGUCAGAGAGAAGCCUAGCCGUUGCAAAGGCGUGGAUGGAAAGGUGUGAAACGGAGCAUGAAACCUGCCGCCGACUCAAUGUUGGAAAGCUCCCAUCGCGGGUAAUAGAAGUUUCCAGUGAUUCACACCCUCCCAGAAUUCACAUCUCCGUUGGAGAGCAACUUCCGUACGUGGCGUUAUCGUACUGUUGGGGAGCAGAGCAGAACAUCCGCCUCCUUUCAACAAAUAUCGAAACCUAUAUGGAGGGUAUCCCUAAUGAUUCAAUACCACGAACCAUCGCAGAUGCGCUCAAAAUUACCAAAGCCAUGGGUUUGAAGUAUCUCUGGGUCGAUUCGCUGUGCAUCUUGCAGGAUUCCGAACAAGACCUGCAACACGAGUUGUCCUAUAUGGGUGAAAUUUACGCCAAUGCAUGGCUCACUAUUGCCCCAAAGAAUUCCUCGGGCUGCAAUGAUGGCUGUUUCCGGGAACGGGAUUGGAAAACAAGCGCGAUAGUUCCAUUGGAUAUCAGAUUGCCGCCACCCGCUGAACAGAGGACUUCCCAGAUUCAUCUCCAAGUAGAAAAUAACCGCACCUCGUGUGUCAAUAGACUUAUGGUACUACCACGGCAUCGGAUGGAAAAGAGCGGCAAGAAGUCAGUACUCAGAACUCGAGGUUGGACUUUACAGGAGGAAAUACUGUCACGCCGGAUGCUUCACUGUUCCGACCGUGAACUAAGCUGGACCUGUUUGGAGGGCAGGUGCACUGAGCGCAUACCUGAACAAGAGGACAUUCGAGGUGGACGAAACUGGAAAUACGCUAUGAGGCGUGUCAUUGUAACGGGGAUUGAUGGCUAUGGCAACUUGAACAAGCUGGCACGGGAAGAAGUCCUCAAUAAUUGGCUAGAGAUUGUGGAAAAUUAUCUGAGGCGAAAACUAUCAAAACCCGGGGAUAGGCUCGCUGCAAUCCAGGGUGUUCAGGAGGCGAUCGGGAGAGUCUUGGAUGACUUGCCCGUUGUUGGUAUUUGGAAGGGCCAAUUUCUAGCACCCAGUCUCCUUUGGAAGGUUUCUCAGCCGGCAAAGAAGUCUGCUGCAAAUCGAACAAAGACUGGGUCUGGUAUCAUGACGUGA